Haemonchus placei is the source of this 462-nucleotide messenger RNA. The record is from the annotation of a GenBank genome assembly. Lineage: Eukaryota; Metazoa; Nematoda; Chromadorea; Rhabditida; Trichostrongylidae.
AUGCCGUUCUUUUACGGAGCCUUGCCAUUUACUUCACCAUGGCCCUGUAUUCUCAUCGAAGAUAUUCAUUCUAGUGAAACUGUCGAUGUCGUUGAAGGAUUCAACGAUGAUGAGACCGAAGAUCUUCAACGAGUCCUAGUCACAUCGUGCUCUGUGGAUCGACGGUUACGGAUGACGCCUACACUGCUCCGAUACUAUUUUAAGCAAAUGCAGAUCAAGAUGAGCGAGAAAAAUAUUGAGGUCCCGUUCACAUUUGAGGACCUAGAGGAGGACUACUACCGUACUCUCCCAUAUACCUGUGGUCAAACGGUGUUCGCCAUUGGUUUCUGGCUACGUACGGAUGUUAUUCGAAAACGCAAGUCAGACGACGAAACGCGCGUAUUGGAGAUGGUAGCCAGGCUUCGUAGUGUAGUUGAGGAGGCUAUAGCCGCUCACAACUGGCAUCACACUAACAACAUUUGA